AUGCCGUCCGGCCCGACGAGCACCACGAUGCCUGAGACUUGCAGCCCCGCGCCAUAUGGCAGGGCCUGCGUUGGAUGUUCGCGCGCCAAAUGUAAAUGCUACACCAUGUCCAACGGCAGCGGCAAGUGCGAGCGAUGCCAUCGCCUAGGUAAAGUCUGUGAGCCUCCCGUACAAUUGCGCAAGAAGCGCAAGGCUACUCAGCAUUCCCCUCAACAAUCCCCGUCGCAUCCCACUGCGCCGCCCGAUUCCGACCUGGAUGCUUCCUCCACUGCCCGUCUAGAGGAGAAACUCGACAACCUCGUGUCGCUACUGCGAUCCCAAGGUGUCACGGCCGAUCAGUCAUCUGCGGUCCAGGGCAAUGCUGCGGGCUUCGCGUCUCGGGUUUCACCCGCCUCGGACCCUUCCCGCACUUCUUCUGCCUACCCAUGUGAAGCUACUGGAAACUGCUUCUCGGGCGUCGUUUUUGAGGCCAACGAUAACAACAUUAGCAUGAUACGCACCUCCCAAUCGUCGGAAAACGCGCAGACGCUACAGCUCGUCACGGAAGACAUCGCCGCUCAUGUCAUCACGGGACCUGCUGCCGACGAGCAGCUGAACCACUUUCGUCGCUGCUUCCUCGUCGUCUUCCCCUUCGUUCGCAUCCCACCCUCCAUGGCGUCUGACGAGCUGCGACACCAGAGCCCUUUUCUUUGGCUGGUCAUCAUAUGCGUGACCAACAAGUCCCUGGCUAAGCAGUUCGCCAUAGAGGAGACCAUCUGGUCCAUCAUCUCGCGGCGCAUCGUGACCCAGAGGCUGGCCACUAUGGACCUGCUGCUUGGGCUUGUAUGCUUCACCGCGUGGUCGUACUACUUCAAGCAGGACAGACCCUUCCUGGGAAUGCUUUCUCACCUCGCAAUGUCGGUGGCACUCGAGCUCAACCUGCACAAGGACGUACGCACAAACGUCUCGUGGCGCGGCAAGUUUGGUCGCUUCUGCUCCGAGCAAGCCCAGAAGCAAGCUCCUCGCACCUUGGAUGAGCGAAGGACUAUGUUGGCAGUUUGGAGCCUCACAAGCUGGUACUGGGCAGCAUACCGCAAGGCAGAACCUAUGACUUGGACUUCCUAUUUGAGCUCGUGCCUGCGCACCCUGUCGGAAAACACUGAAUACGACCUUGAUAUGGUCCUUGCUGCCCAUGUCAAGGCUCACCUCAUUGCCAACCAGGUAACAUGCGCCUCCCCGGACGAUGCUCUCGGUGACGGCGACGAUCCUUCGGUUGCAACGCCCCCGUCAGUCUUGAUCAAGGCUCUCCUACGUCAGCUAUCGGACUUUCGCCAAUCCUUGCCGCCACACAUACAAACGCACAGGACCGUGCAGCUCAGUCUCUUGAUGGCCGAACUCACCGUGCGAGCAACCUGCCUCAACGUCCCUCCGCCUGAUGCAAGGGAACGAUCCUCUCCCGGGAGCAACCUGCGCAUUCAGCGCCUCCGAGACCUCGAGGCGACCCUUGUAACGACGGAGCGGUGGCGUGACGUCUUCAACGAAUUUUCCUCGGCUGACAUGGUGGGUGUCUGCGCCGACAACCUGUCGCAGUUCACGCUGUGCCUGGUCGUGGCCUUUCGGCUCACCAUGGUCGGCGCCGACGGCGACGAGCCAGGCUGGGACGCCGAGGAAAUGCGGCGCCGCAUCGACGUCUUUGGCAUGCUCGACCAAGCCUACGAAAAGCUCGCCCAGAUCACCACGGCUGCGGGCAUCAUCGCUGACCAUCCAGGUCCCCGCUUGGGCAUCUGGCAAAAGUCACCCAUGAUGUUCCGCAUGAUGAAGGCGUUGCUGCUGGCCGAGCUGCCGCCCGGAAUGACCCUCCCGGGAAUGGAAGCGGCCGCGGAGGAGAGGGAUCAGCACGCGCACCAGCAGCCUGCGAUGCGGACACCCGAGAGCAUGGAUCAGGGCAACGAAGCCGGUGACGUGUUUGCCGGAAUGAUGCUACCUGACCAAGUCCUCAUGUCCAUGGCCGACGAGCCGUGGCUGUCGGAGCUCUGGGGUCCCAGCUGGGAUACCGGGCAGCAAUCGGCCGCCUUUUUCCCUGUCGAUUUUUCGUUUACGGAUCAGAUGUGA
Pyricularia pennisetigena is the source of this 2091-nucleotide messenger RNA. RefSeq lists its product as uncharacterized. Gene Ontology annotation, molecular function: DNA-binding transcription factor activity, RNA polymerase II-specific; zinc ion binding; transcription cis-regulatory region binding. Bases 1 to 2091 code for a protein of 696 amino acids. The record is from RefSeq and is a predicted model, not a curated record. Gene Ontology annotation, cellular component: nucleus. NCBI's taxonomy places the organism in Eukaryota, Fungi, Ascomycota, Sordariomycetes, Magnaporthales, Pyriculariaceae. Gene Ontology annotation, biological process: regulation of DNA-templated transcription. The transcript has 4 exons.